UUAUGAGUGAAUAGUUUUUCUAAGGAAUAAAGUUUACCGACAUAAACUACACACUGAAAACACCCGAACAUGGCUUUCUCUGUUCCUUUGUCUUCUACGCGUCUGCUGGUGCCUCCACUACGUCUCAUAUCUGCCUUCAUGUGGAGAGUGGUGCAGCAGCAGAAACUGGAGCAUUACGAUAAAGUGGAAGAGAACAUCUUAUUUAUUACCAAGAUAUUUCCUGAGAUUUUGAGCGAGAGGCAGAGGAGUGCUUUAAUUAUGGGUUUAAGAGCGAAGAUGAUCCUGGAAAUGUGCAGAGAUGAUUUGCCAGCUGAUUUAGAGACUGUCAAGGCAUGUCUUAAUUCUGCUGAGUCUGCUAAUAUGUCUAAGACCACUGGUUCAGAUGUGCAGGCUUUACAGGGCAGACUGUUACAGCUUGUUGUAAGCCUGCUUGAGGACCCAGUUAAAAAGCAGCAUUUCUUUCAGGAGGUGUUCCCAGUUGAGUACGGUCCCGAAUUUGACAAAUCGAUUGAAGUUCUGGUGAGGUAUUUUCUAUCCAGGUUGGAACAGCUUCUGCCAGUACCGAACUUUGAACAGGCUGCUCAGUGGCUGGAUACUGAAUCCUCAUGUUGGGAGGAUUUGGUUCAGGUUAAUUGGUAUCCUGACAACCUGCUUCCCUUGUGGAAAAGUGACUAUUGUGGAAUCUUGGAGGCAAAUGUGCUCUCAUCUGUAGUGGAGGACAGGAUCAUCUCCUCUCUAUCACUCGCUCUCUUGGCUAAUGUGGACUCACCCAUUGUGGAUCAGACUGAUAACCUCCUGCUCAGCUUGGAAACAAUCUCCCAGGAUUUGAACCUGGAGAGUGGGACAGGGAUUUCAGUCUUUGAUGUCUUUACUAGUAACCAGGAUGUGAACAAGGAGAACGAGACUGUUGUACAUCAUCAUGACAUCUUCACCACAGAUCAAACAGAUGAUCAGAAUGAGACUGAGCUGGCUGAGGAGUUUGUAUCAGCUCAGUCCAACAUCUUAGAAAAAAAGGAUUUGAGCGAGAGAAUGAAUGAAAGUUCUUUUUGUGAUACUGCAGUUCAGACGCUGAAAACCUCUCAGCAUGAACGUGAAACAGAAGUGGAGGAUGUUAGGCCUGAAGCAAGCACACUGGGCUCUGAAAUAAAUGCAGAUCCAGGUCACAGUGGGGACGGAGCUGAUAAACAAGCUGAUGAAAGCACAGCACCUGAGGCCAAGAGUGGACAAAGACUCAAAGUGAUUGUUCCUAAACAUCUGGUACCUGUAGUUAAACAAAUCAGUCUGCCCUCAGUGUUGCUAACACGCUGCACCAGCAGUGAAACAGUGCCACUCAAAGCUGUUCCUGCCAAAAACACAGUCCGUUUGCGUAACACAAGUCUUUCAGGCAAUACAAGAAUACAGACAAGAAGGCAGACAAGAUUGCACAAAGAAAGACCUGCUAGUACAGGAAACUACAAAUGCGUGACCUGUAACCUAAGUUUUAAAACACACUUCCAGGCUUCUAUACACAAACGUAGAUGGCAUACAAAUUUUAUGUACUCCUGCCCUAAAUGUGAUAAGAGUUUCAAAUCAAUGAAGGCUUGGACAAGACACCGCUCAGAGCACAAAGAGGAAAAGCCUCAGCAGUGUACUGACUGUGGAGAACAAUGUCCAAGCCUGCAAGCUUUAGUAGCUCACUCUAAGAUCCAUAACCACGUGGUAAGCCAAGAUGUGCAGAGCCCAGAAAAAGCCACUCCUCCUCAGAAGCGCUGCCCAGGAGAGUGCCGGUUUUGCGGCAAAACGUUCACUCCAAUCGAGCUGAGGAACCAUCUGAAAACACACCCGGAGUUCCGACCUCACCAGUGCGAUCACUGUGGAAAGUGUUUCGCUAACUUGGGCAACUUGUUGGCUCAUAUCUCAAACCACACAGGAGAAAAACCUCACAGCUGCUUACACUGUGGCAAGAAAUUCUUCAGCAAGGCACUACUAAAGGCACACAUGAAGACUCAUUCAUCCCAUCCAUCAUACUGCUGCUCUUACUGCGGUAAAUGCUUCCAAAAUGCCGGGAAUCUCAACAUCCACUUGAGGAUCCACACUGGUGAGAAACCGUACCAGUGUAUGGAGUGCGGAAAGGCUUUCAGCUCGGCCGGCCAACUACAGGUUCACAAGCGCUGCCACACUGGAGAAAAGCCGUACCAGUGUGAAGUCUGCGGGAGAGGCUUUGUCGUGUCGAGUCAUCGCACAAUACACAUGAGGUCACAUACUGGGUUUAAACCGUAUGCGUGUGAAAUCUGCGGAAAGACUUUUGCGAGGAAAAACUGCUGGAAUGAUCAUCUGUACAGUCACACGGAUGCUAAACCGUUUUCAUGCUCCCUCUGCACAAAGAGCUUUACACGCCGUACUCAUUUAAAAAGACACAUGGAGAGCCACAGUAGUAAAAAUGGUCACGGUGGUGAUAAUGCUGAAAGUGCUGAUCCUGCUGAGGUUGGUGAUAAUGGUGAUAAUGGCCAUAUUUUUGACCAAGGCGAUGUUGUUUAGAAUUUGCAUAUGUUUCAAAUGUUACAAUAUUUAGUACUUUAAUAAGUAUGUAUGGAUCCUGUAGGGUCUAGUUUUGCAGUGGCAUUUUGACUCUAGAAUUGUGUUUUCCUUUUGGCUGCUUCUGUAUUUAGAGGUCCCCACACCGGAUCAUUCUGGUCUGCAUACGGCCCUUCCUGACACAACCCUGCUUAUUUUUUUUCCAUGCUAGGGAGCGACACUGAGAGUGCACUAGCACUCCCUCAGACAUAGUGAAUUAUAUCUGUGUAGAUGCCAGACUGGCUGAUAGCACCUAAUUCUUCCUCCUUAAGUAUAAACUGGUCAUUCUGUGUGCAUUUUGCAUGUUGUGUCUGUGUGGGUUUCCUCUUUGAGCUCCACUUUCCUCCCUCAGUCUAAAUACAUGUAAGUUAGGUCAGUUGGAGAUACAUAAUUGCCUGUGUUUGAUAUUGAACUUGAACUGAGGAACCAUUUGUAAUCUAUAACUACCUGUCCUGUCAUGAAUGUCACCAAAGUGUAAAACAAAUCAAUUUGUGUAAACAAAUAAUGUUAAAGUGUUUUGAAACAUUCCACAAUAAGCAGGUCAAUUGGUAACAGGUGAGGAAAUCAAGAUUUAUAAAAGGAGAAUCCCCCAGAAGCUCAGUCUGUACAAACAAGCAUGGGUCAUAGCUCACCACUGUGUUCUGAGCUUCAUCAGAGAAUUGUCAAUCGGCUCAAAAACAUUUCUGCUUAUCGAAUCUCAGCUCUGCCAUCCGGCUGGCCUGGGCGACCACAUGAACAACGAUGGCUGUUGUUCACUGGGUGGGAAGAGCCCGACCAGGGUUCCUCAUAACUGGUGCAAUUACGACUUCUGCUGGCUGAUUGAUGGCGCUCGUGCAGAGUUGGGGAAUAAUGCUGAUCAGGGUGUGGCUCUCCAUGCGCAAGGCUGAUCCGCAUAUGAACUCGCCUCAUGCAGGUGAAAAGAUGCAGUCGGUACUGCACACAUGCUGGAGGGGGUUUGUGUCAGUUGUGAGGCACCUCAGUCAGCAGUGGAGGGUAGUAUCGGUAGAGGUGAAGCGUAACGCAAUCAGGGUAAUUGGAUACGACUAAAAAACGUAGAAAAAGAGAGAAAUUUUUUUUUUGCUCACAGUUAAGCACCUGAAGUCUCGUAUUAAGCAAGAAUGGAUAAAAUUUCCCUUUGUAAAACUACAGCAAUUAGUGUUCUUAGUUCCCAAACUGUUACAAGGUCUCAUAAAUAGAAAAGGUGAUGAAACACAGUGCUAAACAUGCUUUUGUCUCAACUAUUUUAGAGUGUGUUGCAGGCAUCAGAUUCUAAAUGUAUUUAUAUUUACAUUUAUAUUCACUACAAUGAUCAGUAUAAACACACAUCAAUGCCAAAUGGGUAAAUAGGCAAAUGUCACGAGUUGUGGUGUAUGUUGAGAUCCCCUGAUUGGUUCUUAAUGUGUCUUUUAAUAAUUUGUUUGCUUUUGUAUUACAAUAGUAUUUUGUAAGUGAAAUCAAAAUAAAAAACGCUGUUUAAUUAAAA
Messenger RNA from Trichomycterus rosablanca, 4036 nucleotides. RefSeq names its product zinc finger protein 3-like. Gene Ontology annotation, biological process: regulation of transcription by RNA polymerase II. The transcript has 9 exons. NCBI's taxonomy places the organism in Eukaryota, Metazoa, Chordata, Actinopteri, Siluriformes, Trichomycteridae. Bases 70 to 2517 code for a protein of 815 amino acids. The record is from RefSeq and is a predicted model, not a curated record. Gene Ontology annotation, molecular function: DNA-binding transcription factor activity; RNA polymerase II cis-regulatory region sequence-specific DNA binding.